UUCUUCGCCGUUGUAUUCCUCACUAAACAUAUUUGAGAUGUUAUUAUCAACAUUAUAAUCCUAUAGAUUCAAACACAGGUAAGAACUCGUCGUUCGACUUUGGUCUUCAGGUUGCUGUAGGAGCAAUUUUUCCAGCGUUUCAAAUGGAGGCUUUUCUCGGUUCCAUUGGAUGGUCUCUUUCAGCCGCCACAGCGACAGGAAACUGCUUUGUAGUCGUUCUUAUCGCAAAAAAUCGUCGACUUCAUUCCUCUGCCAACUGGUUUGUUCUUUCUCUGGCAGUGGCAGAUUUUGUGGUUGCAGUGAUCGUCUUUCCAUCGGGGUAUAUUUGUAACAAACUAAUGGCGUGCAACCAAGAGAUAGAAAUGGCACUUUUUUGGUUUGCUAUUCACGCUUCGGUCACAAAUCUUUGCGCAUUGACCCGGGAUCGCUAUGUCGCCAUUGUUUACCCUUUCAAAUACAUUGCAUCUAUAACCAAUAGACGACCCGAUAAAGUUAUCAUGAUAGCAUGGUUAACUCCAUUUAUAAUUUCGCUCGCACUUUUUGUCGGAAUGUACAUUACAACUUCCGAGACUGCACGGAAAGUUCUACGAUUGACGGGUGUCUCUGCCUUCGACUUGAUAUCCUGCAUGCUCCUCUUGUAUGCUGUUGCUCGGAUCUUAAAGGUGGCUCGUGCUCAGUCACACCGGUCAACUGCCAUCGAACUACAGCUUCAGUCUGGCCACUCUUCCAUAGCUGAAGGAGAGAAUGUGGCAAUUCGUAGACAUAGGAAACACAACACCGCUCGCUUUAUUAUUGCUCUUAUCUUGUUUUUCCUGGGAUGUUACGUUGUGGCAAACUGUUUGAUCUUGUGCCUCAGUUUCCGGGCUUGCAAUCUCUCUGAGAAAUCCUCAAAGAAAGCUGGACAGGUCCUCAAUUUACUCUUUGUUCUUAACUCCGCGGUGAAUCCACUUGUCUACGCUUUUUUAAAGAAAGACAUCAAAAGAAAAAUAAGAGAAGUUUUCCACAAAGGAAACUAAA
Molecule: messenger RNA, 1017 nt
Organism: Pocillopora verrucosa
Lineage: Eukaryota; Metazoa; Cnidaria; Anthozoa; Scleractinia; Pocilloporidae
Source: RefSeq, a predicted model, not a curated record